ACUCUUGCUACGGUGGCCUGAAGGAACAGCGAAGCAGGCACAAGAGAAUUUAUCAUUUCUGAGACUUACAGUCGUGAUGUCUUUCAAGAGGGAAGGGGACGAUUGGAGUCAACUCAAUGUGCUCAAAAAACGAAGAGUCGGCGACCUGCUGGCUAGUUACAUCCCAGAGGAUGAGGCGCUGAUGCUACGAGACGGACGCUUUGCUUGUGCUAUCUGUCCCCACCGACCUGUACUGGACACCCUGGCCAUGCUGACUGCCCACCGUGCAGGCAAGAAACAUCUGUGCAGCCUGCAGCUUUUCUAUGGCAAAAAACAGCCAGGAAAGGGAAUGGAGCAAAAUCCACGACAGCAGAAUGAAUUCAGGAGGGAAGAGACCAAAGCUGAGGCUCCUCUGCUAACCCAGACGCGACUUAUCACACAGAAUGCUCUGCACAGAGCUCCCCACUAUAACAGUUGCUGCCGCCGAAAGUGCAGACUAGAAGCCCCUGGUCCUUCUGUCUCCCAUUCCCCUUUGCCACCCCCAGAGGUCGAACUCCACGGUGGGAAGAUCAGUAGGGAACCUGAGCCUGGGGCUGGCCCACAGGCCAAGGAGUCAGCAAAUGUCUCAGCCUCUGCACCCAUGAGCCCCACAAGAAGACGAGUACUGGAUCAUUACCUCACACUUCGAAGCUCUGGAUGGAUUCCAGAUGGACGAGGUCGAUGGGUAAAAGAUGAAAAUGUUGAGUUUGACUCUGAUGAGGAAGAACCCCCUGAUCUCCCCUUGGACUGACACCCUCUUUUCCAUUCAGUUCACAAGUAAACUACAGUGGGUGCUGGGAGCCUAAUUUUCCUCAAGCCUUGUCUCAGGAUUUCAGAUCAGUUCAUUCUCAGCCUGGCCACUCCUUCUCUGCAAUGUACACAGCUCCCCAUAUUUCUAACCCCUCCCCCACCUCUACCAAAAUCAUGCCAAGCGUCAGCUGCAUGGAGCCUGGUGCCCUAUUAAUAAGUCUGUCAGAAAGA
Galeopterus variegatus (Sunda flying lemur) is the source of this 999-nucleotide messenger RNA. It is a transcript of the gene SCNM1, whose product is annotated as sodium channel modifier 1. The transcript is spliced from 7 exons. The record is from RefSeq and is a predicted model, not a curated record. Lineage: Eukaryota; Metazoa; Chordata; Mammalia; Dermoptera; Cynocephalidae. Gene Ontology annotation, cellular component: nucleus. Bases 77 to 769 code for a protein of 230 amino acids. Gene Ontology annotation, biological process: RNA splicing.